Pieris napi is the source of this 669-nucleotide messenger RNA. Its product is annotated as cytochrome c oxidase assembly protein COX19. The transcript has a single exon. The record is from RefSeq and is a predicted model, not a curated record. Gene Ontology annotation, cellular component: mitochondrial intermembrane space. Gene Ontology annotation, biological process: mitochondrial respiratory chain complex IV assembly. NCBI's taxonomy places the organism in Eukaryota, Metazoa, Arthropoda, Insecta, Lepidoptera, Pieridae. Bases 325 to 594 code for a protein of 89 amino acids.
AACUCCUCUUAGUCUGUAAUGACAACAAACAAACGAAGAGGUUAUUUUCUUUGUAAUCUUUACAUUUAUUUAUUUAGUCCGUAAAACCAAGUACUAACAUCAUAGUUUUCAUUAAAGUAAGUAUCAGUAAACCCUUUGAAUAAGAUCGAGAUAGAAAAGAAAGAAUAAGAUUGAAAGAGAUUUUUAACAAAAGACACCGAGGAUUGUUGUUAUCUUAUCGAAGGUGAUCAUUAUUUCGAUCUUGAAAACUACCACUAGCCACCACUGGGAAAUAACUGUGGCAUCAGAUAUAUACUUUUUAUAUUAAAACUUCAAUUUAAAAAGAUGUCCACUAUGACUUUUGGUCAAAAGCAAUUCAUACCUACACCUCCAGAUAAGGGAAGUUUUCCUUUAGACCAUGAAGGUGUUUGUAAGGCUACUAUGAAAAGGUAUCUUAAUUGCUUAUUUGAAAAUGAUAGUAAUAACUCUAUGUGCCGAGCAGAAGCCAAGGAAUAUCUUGCUUGUAGAAUGGAACACAAUCUUAUGGCUAAAGAAGAAUGGUCAAAAUUAGGCUUCUCGGACAAAGAUAAACAAUUAAAAGAAGAAGAGAAAUAAAACUACAAUUAGUACUGUUAGACUAGUGAUUAAAUUUAAUGUUUGUUAUUUAAAAAAUAAACCAUUUGAAAUUAG